GUUAAACACAAAUCACAUCAACAAUAAGAAAAAGUUUCAGGGACAAAAACGCGUGUAAAGCAUUAAAUUGUGAAUGCCAGGCCCUUUUGCUUGGUGCCUGCUUUACCUGCCUCUCUGCUCAGGGGAACAUUAGAACAGGGAUUAUGAUCGCAGGAUUACGCCUUUGCGGUGAAACUGUUUUAUCCUCAAUGCAAGCACAGGUAAUCCAAUCACUGCUAACCCUCCAUCAGAGCCUCUGAACAAUUCAUUUCCUUCUGCGUCGCCGUCGAGUGAGCACAGGAAACGGCGCAAUGAGGCCCGGGAGAAGAGCGAGGUGACAGAAUGCCGUUCAUUAUAAGGGGGCGACCCCUGAGGGGGGCACAGUAUGCCAGCAACAGAAAGACCACUCUCUCCAGUGACAUCCCCGCCCUCUGGUCUGAAAGCCAUACCAGCCUCCAACAGGUCCCUUCUCCAGAGCCUGUUCAGGCUCCGGCCAGCACCGGCAAGCCUGUCGGACCCUCGUUUGGGCUUCUUGGGGCCAGCAGUAGUAGUCAGGGACCAGGUGACUCUGGUUCUGGUGUCAGCUCGGUCCUUGCAUGGCAUGCUGCCAUUAAUGCUGCUCGACAAGCGCAAGAUGAUGUUGAAAUGCCUGAAAAGGACUCACGUCCCUCAGUUUGCACAUCUGGACCAGCUCCUGUAGGCUCUCUCGCACAGAGGAAGAGGCAGCAGUAUGCCAAAAGCAAAAAGCAAGGAGUAUCCACCAACAGUCGGCCACCCAGAGCUCUGUUCUGCCUCACCCUCAACAACCCGAUCCGCAGGGCCUGCAUCAGCCUGGUGGAAUGGAAACCAUUUGAUAUCUUUAUACUGCUGUCUAUUUUUGCUAACUGUGUGGCCUUAGCCAUCUACAUUCCCUUUCCUGGAGACGACUCCAAUUCAACCAACCAAGAACUGGAAACAGUAGAAUAUGCCUUCCUGAUCAUUUUUACGAUAGAGACAUUUCUGAAGAUUAUUGCCUAUGGCCUGGUCAUGCAUCAAAACUCCUAUGUCAGAAACGGAUGGAACAUGUUGGACUUUGUUAUCGUCAUAGUGGGGUUGUUCAGUGUUGUCCUGGAGAUGAUAACCAAAGAUGCUGACUCUGGGGGGCAGACUGGAGGUAAACCAGGGGGGUUUGACGUGAAGGCCCUCAGAGCCUUUCGCGUGCUUCGACCUCUUCGCCUUGUUUCUGGAGUCCCCAGUUUACAGGUGGUUUUAAAUUCUAUAAUUAAAGCCAUGGUCCCCCUCCUUCACAUUGCUCUGCUGGUCCUCUUUGUAAUCAUCAUCUACGCCAUCAUUGGUCUGGAGCUCUUCAUUGGAAAAAUGCAUGCCACAUGCUAUGUGAUAAAAACAGGAGACCUUGCAGAAGAGGAGCCUGGGCCAUGCGCCGUCUCAGGGCACGGUCGCCGUUGCCUGGUCAAUGGUACCAUUUGCAGAGAGGGCUGGCAAGGCCCCAACAACGGCAUUACCAACUUCGACAACUUUCUGUUCGCCAUGCUCACUGUUUUCCAGUGUAUCACCAUGGAAGGCUGGACUGACGUUCUCUACUGGAUGAACGAUGCGAUGGGCUUUGAGCUACCAUGGGUCUACUUUGUCAGUCUGGUCAUCUUUGGGUCCUUCUUUGUUCUGAACCUGGUCUUGGGAGUGUUGAGUGGAGAGUUUUCCAAAGAGCGUGAAAAGGCCAAAGCUCGAGGUGAUUUCCAGAAGCUGCGUGAGAAGCAGCAGCUGGAGGAGGACCUGAAGGGCUACCUGGACUGGAUCACGCAAGCCGAAGACAUCGAUCCUGAGAACGAGGAGGAGGGAGAUGAAGAGGGCAAGCGUAACCGGGUCACUCUGGCUGACCUCACUGAGAAGAAGAAAGGAAAGUUUGGCUGGUUCUCUCAGUCCACAGAGACACAGGCGAGCAUGCCCACGAGUGAGACAGAGUCAGUAAACACAGAUAAUCAUAAUGGAGAAGAGGGCAAAUCUCCAUGCUGUGGACCGCUAUGUCAAAAAAUAUCUAAAUCAAAGUGCAGUCGUCAGUGGCGGCGGUGGAACCGUUUCUGCCGCAGGAAGUGCCGGGCAGCCGUGAAAUCUGUGACCUUUUAUUGGCUCGUCAUCAUCCUAGUGUUCCUCAACACCCUCACCAUUGCAUCUGAGCACUACAACCAGCCAGACUGGAUAACUGAAGUACAGGAUGUAGCCAACAAGGUUCUUUUGGCCUUGUUCACUCUGGAGAUGCUUGUGAAGAUGUACAGUUUGGGGCUACAGGCCUACUUCGUGUCGCUGUUUAACCGCUUUGACUGUUUUGUGGUGUGUGGAGGCAUUGUGGAGACCAUCCUGGUGGAGCUGGCCAUCAUGUCUCCCCUGGGGAUCUCUGUUUUACGCUGUGUACGCCUCCUCAGAAUCUUUAAAGUUACACGUCACUGGGCAUCUCUUAGUAACCUGGUGGCCUCUUUGCUCAACUCCAUGAAAUCCAUCGCCUCGCUGCUGCUGCUACUCUUCCUCUUCAUCAUUAUUUUCUCCCUGCUUGGCAUGCAACUGUUUGGGGGCAAAUUCAACUUUGAUGAGACGGUGACCAAAAGAAGCACGUUUGAUAACUUCCCCCAGGCCCUUCUCACUGUGUUUCAGAUCCUGACAGGAGAAGACUGGAACACUGUUAUGUAUGAUGGCAUCAUGGCAUAUGGUGGUCCGGCAUCUUCUGGAAUGGUGGUCUGCAUUUACUUCAUCAUUCUCUUCAUCUGUGGAAACUACAUCCUGCUGAACGUGUUCUUGGCCAUUGCUGUUGACAACCUGGCUGACGCAGAGAGCCUCAACACGGCACAGAAAGAGGAAGAAGAGGCAAAAAAGAGAAAGAAUAGUGCUAAGGACAUAAAUUCAGAGAACAGAGUUGAAACAACAGAAGACGGUGAAACAAAGAUGCCGAAGGAGGCCUUGCUAGAGGGAGACAAAGAGUCAUAUCCUGCCAUCAACUCACCGGGUGGUGAUGAUGUAGAUGAUGAUGGUAACGAGAGUCUCCCUGAAGCCCCCCCAGGGCCCCGACCCCAGCGGCUCUCUGAACUCACCAUGAAAGAGAAGACCCCACCCAUUCCAGAGGGCAGUGCGUUUUUCAUCUUCAGCAGCACCAACCCCUUUCGCGUGUUCUGCCAUAAACUCAUCAACCAUCAAAUCUUCACCAACCUGAUCCUGGUCUUCAUCAUGCUCAGCUCUGUUUCCCUGGCUGCCGAGGACCCCAUCCGCAACUUCUCUGCUCGCAACAUUAUACUUGGUUAUUUUGACUAUGCUUUCACGGCAAUCUUUACUGUUGAGAUCCUGUUGAAGAUGACGGCAUUCGGAGCGUUCCUGCAUAAAGGGGCGUUCUGCAGGAGCUACUUCAACCUAUUAGACUUGCUGGUUGUCGGCGUGUCUCUUGUGUCCUUCGGCAUUCAGUCCUCUGCUAUCUCAGUGGUGAAGAUUCUCCGUGUUUUGCGAGUUCUUCGUCCUCUGAGGGCUAUCAACAGAGCCAAGGGACUUAAGCAUGUGGUGCAGUGUGUAUUUGUGGCCAUCAGGACCAUCGGCAACAUCAUGAUUGUCACCACUCUCCUGCAAUUCAUGUUUGCUUGUAUCGGAGUGCAGCUCUUCAAGGGUAAAUUCUAUCGAUGCACAGAUGAUGCAAAGUCCAGCCCAGAUGAGUGCAGGGGAACAUACAUUCUUUACAACAAUGGGGACACAGCACUGCCCAUGGUGAAGGAGAGGAUCUGGCACAACAGCGACUUCAACUUUGACAACGUCCUCAUGGCCAUGAUGGCCUUGUUCACUGUCUCCACCUUUGAGGGAUGGCCCACUCUGCUUUACAAGGCCAUCGACUCUAAUAGGGAGAACAUGGGCCCCAUCUACAACUACCGCAUUGAGAUCUCCAUCUUCUUCAUCAUCUACAUCAUCAUCAUCGCCUUCUUCAUGAUGAACAUCUUUGUUGGUUUCGUCAUUGUUACCUUUCAGGAGCAGGGAGAGAAGGAGUACAAGAACUGCGAGCUGGACAAGAACCAGCGUCAGUGUGUGGAGUAUGCACUAAAAGCUCGCCCUCUGCGCCGCUACAUUCCCAAAAAUCCCUACCAGUACAGGUUCUGGUAUGUGGUCAACUCCACUGGCUUUGAAUACGUCAUGUUUGUCCUAAUCGUUCUCAACACUUUGUGUCUGGCUAUUCAACACCAUGGCCAGUCACAUCUGUUUAACUAUGCCAUGGACAUCCUCAACAUGGUCUUCACAGGUGUUUUCACUGUGGAGAUGAUCCUGAAGCUCAUUGCUUUCAAGCCCAGAGGCUAUGUCGGGGACCCCUGGAACAUCUUCGAUGCACUAGUGGUGAUCGGCAGUGUAGUUGACAUCAUACUCAGCCAGAACUAUUUUGCUGAUGCAUGGAACACGUUUGAUGCCUUAAUUGUUGUGGGUAGCGUGGUUGACAUUGCCAUCACUGAGAUCAAUAAUACAGAGGACAGCGCUCGCAUCUCCAUCACCUUCUUCCGCCUGUUCAGGGUGAUGCGACUGGUCAAACUCCUGAGCAGAGGGGAAGGAAUCAGGACUCUGCUGUGGACCUUCAUCAAGUCUUUCCAGGCUCUUCCCUACGUUGCCCUCCUGAUAGCCAUGCUGUUCUUCAUCUAUGCUGUAAUCGGGAUGCAGGUGUUUGGAAAAAUAGCAAUGGUGGACGGAACCCAAAUCAACCGCAACAACAAUUUCCAAACCUUUCCUCAAGCUGUCCUGAUGCUUUUCAGGUGUGCCACGGGGGAGGCGUGGCAGGAGAUCAUGCUGGCCUGUCUGCCAGGGAAGCUGUGCGACUCAGAGUCAGACUACAGCCCAGGAGAGGAGAGAACCUGUGGCAGCAACUUUGCUAUAAUAUACUUCAUCAGCUUCUACAUGCUCUGCGCUUUCCUGAUUAUCAACCUGUUUGUUGCUGUCAUUAUGGAUAACUUUGAUUACCUGACUCGUGAUUGGUCCAUUCUGGGCCCUCACCACCUCGAUGAGUUUAAAAGGAUUUGGUCUGAAUAUGAUCCUGAAGCCAAGGGCAGAAUAAAGCAUCUUGAUGUGGUCACUCUGUUGAGGAGGAUCCAGCCUCCGUUGGGCUUUGGCAAGCUCUGCCCUCACAGAGUCGCCUGUAAGCGACUGGUGGCCAUGAACAUGCCCCUCAACAGUGAUGGGACUGUAAUGUUUAAUGCCACCUUGUUUGCCUUAGUCCGCACUGCUCUCAAGAUCAAGACUGAGGGUAACUUGGAGCAAGCCAAUGAGGAGCUGAGAGCUGUAAUCAAGAAGAUCUGGAAGAGGACCAGCAUGAAGUUGUUGGAUCAAGUAGUGCCUCCUGCAGGCGAUGACGAGGUAACAGUGGGGAAGUUCUAUGCCACCUUCCUGAUACAGGACUACUUCAGAAAGUUCAAAAGGCGCAAAGAGCAAGGUCUUGUGGGAAGAAGGUCCUGGGAGAACACCACCUUGGCUUUACAGGCUGGCCUGCGCACGCUGCAUGACAUUGGACCAGAAAUUUGCAGAGCCAUAUCAUGUGACCUACAGGAGGAGGGGCUUGUAGAAACUGGAGAGGAAGAAGAGAUCUUUCGGCGCAAUGGUGGCCUUUUUGGAAAUCAUGUUAACCAUGUUGGCACGGAUCAAACACAACCCACUACAGUCACACAGCGCCCCCUACAGAUCCUACCCAUCUACUGCACUCCCUCUAUCGUACCCACUGAAAUUUGUGCAAGAGCCAGCAACAGCGACAAGAAAGGAGAGACAGAAAUGAACUCCUCACCCAUCCACUAUAAUCAUCAUUCCCCUCUGUAUGAUUACCCUCACUGUAACUCCACCUCUCCUCAGUCCCCAAUACCCUCCAACGCCAACCUCAACAAUGCCAACGUGCCCUCGCUUCUCUCCAUGACCUCUGGGAGGCAGCAAACGUGUUUAUUACAGAGAUGUCGCCCAUCUUCAGCAACAAAUAAAUCAUCAACAACUUACAGCAGGGGAUUGCAUAACAAGCCAUGGAAGUCACAUUCCACGAGGACACGUUACUACGAGGCCUAUAUUAGGUCAAAAAACGGCGGGGUACUUCACCCGACCAUUCGACAAGAAGAGCCAGGGGACGGGGACAGCGAUGAAGAGCGGGCCUCCGGGGAAUACUUCAGUGGGGAGGAAUUUCAUGAAGACGACAUCAUGCUCACUAGGGACAGGUUAUCCAAGACGGACUUCCAUGAUGCUUCAGGGGGAGUUUUUGACCAUUUAAGGGACGAUUGUCAGUCUGAAGGUUACUUUGACGAUGACAAACAGCCUAUAUGCCAAGAUGACCGCCGGUCGCCCAGGAGAUGGUUUCUACCCUCCCCUCAAGCCUGCAACACACCAACAUUCAGCUUUGAGUGUCUUCGCAGAAGUAGUAUAGAUGAGGCUCCUCCAUCUCCAUCAUGCACAGCUCUUCCACUGCACCUCAUGCAGCAACAGGUGAUGGCAGUAGCCGGUCUGGAUGCCACCAGGAUUCCGCGUCGUUCUCCCACAAGGUCACUACGUUCAUGGGCCACACCUCCUGCCUCCCCUAUCAGCCGUGACUGCUCGCCCUGCUACACCCCGCUCAUACAGGUGGACUGGCGCAGUACUGGCAGUGUGGGCAGCAUCCCUGGGGCAGUGAAGAGAAGUUCUUGGUACACCGAUGGCCAGGAUGGUCUGCCCGGAGGCAGCCGCUCAGCGUCACGGCUGCAGUUACCUGCAGAAAGCUGCUCACAUUUCCUGCAGAAGAGAGGCAGCGCUAACAGUCUGGUGGAAGCUGUGCUGAUCUCAGAGGGUCUUGGGAAAUACGCCAGGGACCCUAAGUUUGUGACGGCUGCAAAACAUGAGAUCGCAGAUGCCUGCGAGAUGACCAUCGACGAGAUGGAGAGCGCUGCUAGCAAUCUGCUGAAUGGGAGCAUGGGAAUUGGCAACGCGGCUGGCACAGGAAACGCCAGUUUAGACCCGCUUGCUGACACGCACCCGAGGGACUGCAGCGACGAGGAGCCCUAUGUGGCUGUGAAAUGUGAGGAGGACCUAACGGAUGAGAUGAUAUGCAUCACUUCUCUAUAGCAGCAGCUUCAACAGAUUAUAUAUAGUUUUAAUUAAUGUAAGGAAUGUCUCAACAUACCCUGCAGAGGACAGAAAAUUAGAAACAGGGAUUAAUGUGGGAGAAAAGUGCCUUGUUUUCUUUUUCUGCUUAGUGAAUUAAAGCUAAGACGAACAUACGGUUACGUUUAUAGAAAAAAAAAUGUGUUACAUUUGAAAGCAGGAGACAUAAAUCUACCUGCCAGCUUCCUGGAAGGCAAGUCAUUAAAACUUGGUUUUCUAUUUUCCUAAUCAUUAACAUCAGUGUGAUAAAGCUUCAGAGCUUUUGUUUCUAAUUCCUAGAGAAUGAUUUAACACAGCUUUAAAUUAUCUGUGUGUUUUUUAUCCACCUGGUGGAAAUGCUGUGGGGGAGUAGACUUACACAAACAAGGCCAUAAAUCAUACACUGUUUACUCAGCAUGAAGAGCCAGUACAACAAAAAAUAUGCCACCAUUAACCACCUGCAGAUUCAAGCGUAGACAAUGAAAUAGACUUAUUCGGAAACUUCUCUUGUAUUUGAAUCUACAAGCUGCAGUGACUUUUUUAACAAACAAAUAUAUAGAUUUUUGCACGUGGAACCAAAGAAGUGAGUUGAAAUUUGACAUGGAUUCAUUAAAUAAAACAAAAUCAAUUGUUUUGAUGUUCUGGGAUUACAAGAACUAGGAGGUUUCUGUACUUUUGCUUUAAAUUCAAUACACAUGCUUGACUUUACCAAUCUAAAUGCUACGGCCGACUCGAGGCGUUCACAGUAUCUGCAGGUGUUUGAGAGCCAGCUCAGAAAAUAAGUCCAAUCAUAAUGUUUGUUUAAAGAAUACUUAUGACAUUGUUACUUAUUGGAAUGUGAUGAAAAAAUAAGCAAAAUCAAAUAACAGCAUUAAUAAAUUGCACAAAUAAAAAAUAAAAAAAAUUAACAUUUCGAAAUCUUUCUGCCUGGUUUGCAGUUUAGAUGUCACAGUCAAACACUAAUUGGGCCUUCGGUUUUCCAAAGAUUACAAAAUUUCCUGAAAGUAGUUGCAUUUCAUUUGUAAAUAUUGUGUGAUUUUACAAUUUAAUGGUUUAACCUGAUGGAAGCAUAUAGUUUUUUGUUUGUUUAUUUUAGCUUAUCUGUAUUAGUCUGAUCCAAAGCCAGAGCAGCUAGUACAGUGCCUUGUUAAAAGUAUUCACACUCCUUUAACUUUCCCACAUUUUGUCACUUUAGAACCGCAAGCUUCGGCAUAUUUUAUUGGGAUUUUAAGUGAUAGACUAACAAAGUAGUGCACAUGUGGGAAGUGAAAAGAAUUAGAUAGUGUUUUCAACAUUUCUUUCAAAUAAAAAUCUGUAAAGGAUGUUGUGCAUUUGAAUUCAGCCCCUUUAGCUUUGAUGCCCUAAUUAAAACACAGUGAAAAAGGUUGCCUCGGCAAGUCCUUUAAUCAGUUAACCCUUAAACCAUUAAAUUAGUUAAACCAUUAUUAGUAAUGGUUUAAUAUCAAAGCAUAUUUAUGAGUGAGAAUGACCUAAACAUUCCUGUUUGCAGAUGCUCUCCAUCCAAGUUGAAUGAGCUUGAGCUUUGAGACCAAUGAGCGAAAAUGUCAGUUUUCAGAUGUGCAGUUUCUACAAAAUGUUGAAUCAUGUUUUUUUUCUCACACUUCAUUCACUUUCAUUUCCCUAUUAUGCAUUACUUUACAUAAAAUCCCAAUAAAACCUUAUUAAAGGCUGUGGUUGCAAUUAAGACAAAAGGUGAAGACGUUCACGAGGUAUUUAUACUUUUGCAAAGGACUAUAUAUUUAAAUAAAGCUGCUGUGGGUUAACAGUUCUGGA
Molecule: messenger RNA, 8859 nt
Organism: Girardinichthys multiradiatus
Lineage: Eukaryota; Metazoa; Chordata; Actinopteri; Cyprinodontiformes; Goodeidae
Gene: cacna1db
Product: calcium channel, voltage-dependent, L type, alpha 1D subunit, b
Exons: 50
Coding region: 322-7047 (2241 amino acids)
Biological process (GO): calcium ion import across plasma membrane
Cellular component (GO): membrane; voltage-gated calcium channel complex
Molecular function (GO): high voltage-gated calcium channel activity
Source: RefSeq, a predicted model, not a curated record